UUUCAUUGCAAGCGGCCGCUCAGCGGGACAGCCGAAGCGAUGCUGCCGCGCUGGGGGCUCCUGUGGCUUCUCGGGGCCGCCGCUUCCUGCCUCCUGGAAGGCAGCCUCGGCUCCUCCCCUCACGUAAUCUGUGUGAGCUACUCUUCUGCAACGGAGGCUUGUCCAGGGCUGCCACCCUUCAUAGCCGAAGGUUAUAUGGACGAUCAGCUCAUCAUUCGCUACGAAAGCCACACCAGGAAGAUGCAUCCUCGAGUAGAUUGGAUAAAUACACUGGAGAAGGAAGAUUUCAGAUUCUUUAACAAGUACACCUGGAUUUUGCAACAUGACCAGAAAGACCUUCAGGAGGACGUGCAAAUGCUCCAGAGACUCUAUAACCAAAGUGGAGGCUUUCACAUCGCCCAGAUGAUGGUCUUCUGUGAACUAGGGGAAGAUGGGAAAAGGAACGGCCGCUGGCAGUACGGCUAUGAUGGGCGGGAUUUCCUUGGCUACGACAUGGGGACCGGCAUCUGGACAGCAGCUGACAAAGAGGCCCAGUGGCUCAAUUGGAGGGGCGAAACCUACGUCAAUCAGCGUUUCACAGAUUACCUGGAGAAUAUCUGCACGGAGUGGCUGCAGAAGUAUGACCACUACAGAUCUGAGAUAUCCUUGAGGGAAGGUAUGGAGAAACAGCCAGAGAGAAACCGCAAUGGGAUCUGCCGCGUGGCCUCCUACUGCGAGCGGCCACAGCAGAAGUGGGACAGCGGCCAUGCGGGCUCCCGCUGGAUGGGGCUGUUGGUGCCGCCACUGCGAGAGGUGCCCCUGCUGGCUCCACACAAUCAGAAGCCCCAAAGGAGGGACAAUGGGAAAAGUGGCAAGAAUAAGGCUCCAGAGGCACUAGUGGUUUAUUCUGCAGUUGAUGACCGAUAUGACCCCCCCUUCAUCCUCUAA
Molecule: messenger RNA, 927 nt
Organism: Protobothrops mucrosquamatus (brown spotted pit viper)
Lineage: Eukaryota; Metazoa; Chordata; Lepidosauria; Squamata; Viperidae
Product: class I histocompatibility antigen, F10 alpha chain-like
Exons: 5
Coding region: 40-927 (295 amino acids)
Biological process (GO): immune response
Cellular component (GO): external side of plasma membrane
Source: RefSeq, a predicted model, not a curated record